Messenger RNA from Apis cerana (Asiatic honeybee), 1906 nucleotides. RefSeq names its product Tryptophan 2,3-dioxygenase vermilion (gene vermilion). Lineage: Eukaryota; Metazoa; Arthropoda; Insecta; Hymenoptera; Apidae. Gene Ontology annotation, molecular function: metal ion binding; L-tryptophan 2,3-dioxygenase activity; heme binding. The record is from RefSeq and is a predicted model, not a curated record.
GGGAUAGUUUCGCAAGUCGCGACGAUAGUCAUCAUUCAGUUUUCAGUCGUGUCUCAACCACCUCACUAACAACAUGUAUCUUUUUUUGUUAUUCGUCUAAAUAAAUGAUAUUUAUCGAAAUGUAGAAAAUGUUAUCUUAAAAAAAAGUUUAUUUAUUGUGAACAGUUAGUGCUAUAAUUCACUGCAACAUUUAUUUAUUGCUCUGUGUAAUAAUUUUAAUUAAAAAAUAAUAUAUUAAGUUAAUUUAAAUUCGAAAUACGUUUUAUUUUCAAAAAGUACAAAAAGAUGGCUUGUCCUUUAUCGGAUGGUAUUGCGGAAGAUCAUGAUCAAGAGAACGAUCAAUUGGCUGAAGGUAUGCUAUAUGGUGAAUACCUUCGGUUGGAUAAAAUUUUAACCGCACAAAGGUUACUGAGCGCUGAAUAUAACAAAGAAGUGCAUGAUGAACAUCUUUUUAUCAUCACUCAUCAGGCAUACGAACUUUGGUUCAAACAAAUUAUCUACGAAUUAGAUUCAGUCAGAGCACUCUUUAACUCCGAACCAAGCAACUUUGGCGCUUUGAAUGGUACUUCUAACUGUCAUACUUCCAUUCAGAAAAACAGAAUUUCCGAAGUUUUAGACGAAUCAAGAACUCUAGAAAUUUUAAAAAGGUUAAAUCGCAUCGUUCUCAUUUUAAAAUUAUUAGUGGACCAAGUGACAAUUUUGGAAACUAUGACACCGUUAGAUUUUAUGGCAUUCAGAGAUUAUUUAUGCCCAGCCUCAGGAUUUCAAUCGCUACAAUUUCGUUUAUUGGAGAAUAAAUUAGGUGUAAAACAAGAGCAUAGAGUUAAGUAUAAUCAAAAUUACACCAGAGUGUUCGGAAGAGAUCCAAAAGCUAUUGAGGCGAUUAAACGUUCAGAAGAAGAACCUAGUCUCAGUUGUCUCGUUCAAAAAUGGUUAGCAAGAACACCAGGUCUUGAAACUCACAAUUUCGAUUUUUGGGAAAAAUACAAAAGAUCCGUGGAAAAUCUGCUCGACGAACAAGAGCAACUUGCUCGAAAAUAUACAAAGGAGCAACUCAGAAAUUAUCAUUUAGCAAAUGUACAUUCUCGAAAAGCAGUAUUCGAAACGAUCUUCAAUGAAUCUCUUCAUAAUGCACUUGUAUCUCGAGGAGAAAGAAGAUUCGCGUAUGCUGCUCUUCAAGGAGCAGUAUUAAUCACAUUAUAUCGAGAUGAACCAAGAUUUAGUCAACCUCACCAAAUUUUGAACGCAUUAAUGGACAUUGAUUCUUUAAUUACUAAAUGGAGAUAAUCAUGUUUUAAUGGUUCAAAGAAUGAUCGGAUCUCAACAACUCGGAACAGGAGGAUCUUCAGGAUAUCAAUAUUUAAAAUCAACUUUAAGGUUAAAAAAAAUAUAUUAUAUAUUUAUAAAAAAUAUUAUAAUAUUAUUAUUAUAAUAGACACAUUUCAUCAAUAAUUUCGAUUUUUCAUCAAUAGUGACAGGUACAAAGUAUUUUUGGACUUAUUCAAUCUAUCCACGUUUUUGAUACCUCGUCAUAUGAUUCCACCAUUAACGAAAGAAAUGAAAUCAAUGUUAUCUGUUUCCUGCAAUGGUUGGAAUUCAGAUGAUAAUUAAAACAAUUUUAAAUGUAAAAUGGAUAUAAAAAGAAAUGAUGAUUAUAAUUUGAUAAUACCUUAAAUAACAGAAUACGUAAGUAUUAAGAUAAUAGAAAUAUCGAAGGCAUAAUAUAGUGUCGACAAUAAAUUUAUAUUUUAUUUUAUUAUAGUAUUUUAUUAAAAUAUUUAUAAAAAAAAUAUGUAAAUGACUGUAUAAAGAUAAAUAUACAGUACAAUAUUAACAUAAAUAUUCUGUUAAUUGUAUAACAAAUAUUAGAAUUAUAAUUUAAUAUAUCUUAUUAUUAUUAUUAAUA